AUGAAAGAAGCAAUCAACCCACCAAAAUCAUCAACACCCAAAGCUUUCUUUCUCUCUCUAAUUCUCCUCUCUCUCUUCUACCUCAUCUUUCUCUCUCUACAAUCCAAACACCCCAACGGAUCCGGCCACCAUACAAUCACCAUCAACGGCCUCAAGAUCCGACCCGGAUACACCUCUUACGACACCUACAUCCACCACCAGCUUCACAAAACCACCAACCCAAAGCUCCGAAAAAUAUGGACUUCCAGGGAUUUGGGACCGAAAGAUUCGGCUCGGGUCGGGCAAGAGGUGGAGGCUUUGAAACGGGUCGGAGUUAAUGAUUCAAUCGGGUUGGAUCUUGUACCCUACCCGCCUUUUGUGAUCAAGGGUGAUUUUCAUCAUCAACCGUUCGAUGAUAAGACUUUUGACUUUGAAUUUUCGAAUGUGUUUGACCAUGCACUUUAUCCGGAUAAAUUCGUUGGAGAGAUUGAACGGACGUUGAAGCCUGGUGGAAUCUGUGUGUUACACGUGGCAAUUUCUAGACGGUCGGAUAACUAUUCGGCUAAUGAUUUGUAUAGCAUUGAACCGUUGAAGAAGUUGUUUAACGGGUCGGAUCUUGUUCGGUCUAGAAAAGUUGACGGUUUCGGAUUGGAUACUGAGGUGGUGUUUAGGAAAAGAAAAGGAUAA
Molecule: messenger RNA, 666 nt
Organism: Lactuca virosa
Lineage: Eukaryota; Viridiplantae; Streptophyta; Magnoliopsida; Asterales; Asteraceae
Source: the annotation of a GenBank genome assembly